GGUGGAGCGGGCAAACAGUGACAGUGUGUUUGCGGGCCGAGUGAGACAUGAGGGCCUACAAUGUGUACCGACUUGCUGUUGUCGUCUUUCUACACGCCGGUGCUGUAAUAUCAGAGCCGGUGGGUUGCGAGGUGCGCGCUCGACUGGAAUCCGGAUGGGUGUGCGGCUUACGACGCUUUGCGGAGAAUAACACUGUAUACGCCAGCUUCAGAGGAGUUCCUUACGCGAAACAACCACUCGGCGAGUUAAGGUUCAAGGAACUAGAACCGGCAGAGCCAUGGGACUCUCUGGACGCGUCCGAAGAAGGCCCGAUAUGCCCACAACACGACGUGUUUUACGGCAAAAUGAUGACAUCACAUAAGAUGGAAGAAGCUUGUAUAUACGCUAACAUACACGUUCCCAUCGAAGCUUUGCCGGAAUCCAGCUUGCGAAGACCCUUGAGGCACCUAAAACCGCCUUACGAGGCUGGUUUGAGUGAAGAAGAUGAGCCAAAACAACCGGGUCUUCCUAUACUGGUGUUUGUCCACGGCGGCGGCUUCUCUUUCGGGUCCGGUAAUUCGGAUGUAUACGGACCGGAGUAUCUUGUCAGCAAGGGUGUUAUUGUAAUAACUUUCAACUACAGGCUGAACGUUUUCGGCUUUCUAUCAUUGAAUACGCCGAGUAUACCGGGAAACAACGCUAUACGUGACGUCAUUACACUGCUACGCUGGGUACGGACCAACGCUAGAUCUUUCGGCGGGGACCCGGAGCAAGUCACGCUUGGCGGGCAGAGCGCCGGCGCCACCAUCGCACAUCUCACCUCAUUCGCACCCGACACCGAAGGACUAUUCAAUAGAUUAAUACUGAUGAGUGGCACCGCAAUGCCCGCCUUUUACACAUUAUCUCCGGUCUUCGCGCAAAACAUUGCCAGCAUGUUCUUGACGCACCUCAACAUCACAAGCACAGACCCUGAACUAGCGCACAGCGAACUAAUCAAACUCCCAAUAGACAAGAUUAUGAACGCAAACAGAAUGCUAAUAGAUUAUUUUGGACUAACGACAUUCGUGCCAGUGCUAGAACAGAAAAUACCAGGUGUAAAUCCAGUCGUACUGGAAGACCCAAUAACGUUAAUGAACAAAGGUGUUGGAAGAAACAUGGAAAUGUUUAUCGGAUUCACGACCGCCGAAUGCGAAAGCUUCCGUCCGAGAUUCGAACAAAUAGACAUGAUAACAAGGAUAAAUGAGAACCCCUUGCUAGUUUUAUCACCUAGUAUACUUUUUAAUGCACCUCCCAGCGACUUGCUUAACAUCGCGAAGGAGGUAGAACAGAAGUAUUUUAAUGGAGAACCCACUAUGGAUAACUAUAUACAUUCUUGUUCUGAUACGUUUUAUAAUUACCCAGCGUUGAAGAUAGCGCAAAUGAAGCAAGCAAUGGGAGGUGCUCCGGUGUUCUUGUACCAAUUUUCUUAUGAAGGAAAGGCUAAUGUGAUUAAAACAGCUUUUGGUAUAAAUUACAAAGGAGUGGGACAUGUCGAGGACAUGACAUAUGUAUUUAAAGUUAACUCAAUCAUGGGGAAGUAUAUUACGUUCCCAUCUGGUUGUAAAGACGACUUGAUGAGGAAAAGGAUGACUACUUUUGUCAGCAAUUUCGUUAAAUGCGGAUAUCCUAACUGCAUUGGCAACGAGGUAGCAGCUUGGAGACCCGUUGACAGAUACCUGAGAUAUCAAGAAAUAGAAAACACAUAUUACAAGUCCACAGAUCCGACAGACGCGCAAAUAGAAAUGUUAGAAUUCUUCAAUAAUCUAUACAACACCACUGCGAGUUGAACUAACUGACUGACAUCAUGUAGUUUGUACGUUACCAUUGUCAAGAAUGUAAGAAGUUUUGUAAAGAUGCUUGGAUUAAUUAGCUGGUUGACGAAGAACUUUUAAGUUCUCAAUUAUAAAUUUAAAUAUGAAAGAAAGUCGAGCGUUGACAGGAUAUAGGUUUAGUAGUAUUUAAGCAAAUAAGUUUUUUUUAAAGUUGAACAAGCUAGCACUUUACCACGCGCCCACCUGAUGUCAAGUGAUGAUGUGGUCGAUAGAUGGUACGUGCUAACUUAAUAAAGUCAAAAUAAAACGAUACAACGACCAGCAAAGCAAAGAACAUAACAAUGAUACCAACAAAAGAUUUCUAUACUCAGUUUUCUAUAUUUAUGUAUUUUCAGUUUCUACAAUAGUUUUUAUAAAUUGAAAAUAUAUUUCCAACCAGGAUUUUAAUAUCCUACAAAAGCAUCCGUUGUGGGGAUUUUUAUUUAUUAAGAAUGAUUUUUAAGAAAGAGACUCGUAGUAUUAAGUUUGUGUACUCAUUGAUGAUUGUAACCGUCAGUUCUCACUGGCAAAACACUCGUAGAAAAACGUUAUUAUCUCAGUUAUUUAAAGGAGAUUGAGGGAGAUAACAGUACAUUAUUGUACGAGUGUUACAGCAGUGUAAAUCUACGUUAAGAAUUUUUAGACUGUAUUCAUUGUCAUUGAAGUAUUUGAUACAUUUAGAUUAAGACUUAAUUUAAGUUUUGAAUUAGAAACGAUUAGAAUAUUUAAAUAAAGAUUAAUUUGUGAUUUAAGCUCAACUGAUCAUAAACAUCUGCAUUAUAAUCAGAAUUCCAUUCAAACUGCCGUACUCAGAGUUGUCUAAGGAUUAGGUUAGCACUCCUUUAGUUCUAGAUUUCUAUUAUCUUCAUACUAAUAUUAUAAAUGCGAAAGUUUGGUGGAAUGUUUGUUAUUACGUAACUCCAAAACAGCUUUGAAACUGGUUGAAAUUUGGAAUAGGGAUAGAUGAAAUGGCCCAUAAGCUAAUUAUUAACUGAUGGAUUCUGAGUGAAAAAGUUAAAUAAUGUUGUCUACUGUAUAUGACGCUAAAAACUGUUACUGAACAAACAUAUUGUUGAUCUCAGUUUUUAUUUGCAAAUUAUCACUGAAAAUCAAACAUACAACUUGGUACCAAAGCCGAGUUGAAUAAAAUAAGAAAUUCAUUACCAAAACAUCUGUACAAGUAGUAUUUGUGGACGUUUUCUCGUUUGUCAUCAUACUAUAGAAACAUAUUACUUUCUCUCUUUUUAAUACAGAGAAUGAAAGGGAUAAAUGAUGAAUAUGUUUUCUUUUAGACGUUCUGGUACUAGGACUUCAGGGUAAUGUGCUAGUCGUUUGAAAUUCUAUGUUUUAAUUAGAUUAAGAUUGUACGUGUGUGUGUAUUUGUCAUGUGAAUUUUUUUACCUAUUGUGACAUUUUUAUAAGUUUCUAAGAAAAAGUGCUGUUUUUUAAAUGCUGUACUUAAGUUGGAAAUUACGCGGUCAUUGUAAAUUUGAAUGAAUUUAUUAAAAGAAUGAAUAAAUA
This is a messenger RNA of Papilio xuthus (Asian swallowtail), 3350 nucleotides long. RefSeq names its product juvenile hormone esterase. Lineage: Eukaryota; Metazoa; Arthropoda; Insecta; Lepidoptera; Papilionidae. Bases 48 to 1805 code for a protein of 585 amino acids. The record is from RefSeq and is a predicted model, not a curated record. The transcript is spliced from 6 exons.